Molecule: messenger RNA, 327 nt
Organism: Thecamonas trahens ATCC 50062
Lineage: Eukaryota; Apusomonadida; Apusomonadidae
Product: MORN repeat-containing protein 5
Exons: 2
Coding region: 1-327 (108 amino acids)
Source: RefSeq, a predicted model, not a curated record
AUGGAGAAGCUGGACGACGGCGAGAUCGAGUACACCUUUGCCAACGGCAAUCGGUUUGUGGGGAGCGUGGUGAACGGGGCGUUCCACGGCAAGGGCACGCUGUUCUUGGCUGGCGGCGGUGCGUUUGUCGGCGAGUGGGCCGACGGCAAGGCCCUGUCGGGCGCGUACACCUUUGACGACGGUCUCGCCUACGCAGAGACCGCCUGGGACUACUGCUCCGAGGCCGAUCGCAGGUUCCACUGCGAGCGCGUGACACACAUUCCUCCUGCUGGUAUGACCCUCUUCGCCAACCAGCCUCUGCCGGCGGACGGCGGCGAGAACGCGUAA